GUACAAGAAAAUUCCCCGGGACAUAGAGCUGGACUGGAGCCUUUCUUUGAUUUUAUCGUUUCUAUUAAUGGUUCGAGAUUAAAUAAAGACAAUGAUACUCUUAAGGACCUACUGAAGGCAAAUGUUGAAAAGCCUGUAAAAAUGCUGAUCUAUAGCAGUAAAACACUGGAGCUGCGAGAGACUUCAGUCACACCAAGUAACAUGUGGGGCGGCCAGGGUUUGUUGGGAGUGAGCAUUCGCUUCUGCAGCUUUGAUGGGGCAAACGAAAAUGUCUGGCACGUGUUGGAAGUAGAAUCCAAUUCUCCUGCAGCACUAGCAGGUCUUAGACCUCACAGUGAUUAUAUUAUUGGAGCAGAUACAGUCAUGAAUGAGUCUGAAGAUCUGUUCAGCCUUAUUGAAACACAUGAAGCAAAACCACUGAAGCUUUACGUGUAUAACACCGACACUGAUAACUGUCGAGAAGUGAUUAUUACCCCAAAUUCUGCGUGGGGUGGAGAAGGAAGCUUAGGAUGCGGCAUUGGAUAUGGUUAUUUGCAUCGAAUACCUACUCGCCCAUUUGAAGAAGGGAAGAAGAUUUCUCUUCCAGGACAGAUGACCGGUACACCUAUUACGCCUCUUAAAGAUGGGUUUACAGAGGUCCAGCUGUCCUCAGUUAAUCCCCCGUCUUUGUCAUCACCAGGAACUACAGGAAUUGAACAGAGUCUGUCUGGACUUUCUAUUAGCUCUACUCCACCAGCUGUCAGUAAUGUUCUCAGUACAGGUGUACCAACAGUACCGUUAUUGCCACCACAAGUAAACCAGUCCCUUACUUCUGUGCCACCAAUGAACCCAGCUACUACAUUACCAGGUCUGAUGCCUUUACCAGCAGGACUCCCCAACCUCCCCAACCUCCCCAGCCUCCCCAACCUCAACCUGCCCACACCACACAUCAUGCCAGGCGGUGGCUUGCCAGAACUUGGAAACCCGGGUCUGCCACCUCUUCCUUCCUUGCCUCCCCGAAACUUGCCUGGCAUCGCACCUCUCCCCAUGCCAUCCGACUUCCUCCCAUCCUUCCCUUUGGUUCCAGAGGGCUCUGCCGCAGCGGGAUCAGGGGAGUUGCUGCCCUCCCUCCCACCCACCGGCAGCCUGCCUUCCGGCCCCAUCACGACUACUGCAAAGGCAGACGCAGCCUCCCCCCGCACCGUGGAUGUGACGCUCCCUGCUCCCACAGCCCCUGCCACUGUGGAGGACAGAGUUGGCGACGCCGCCCCAGCCAGUGAGAAGCCUGUUUCUGCAGGCAUGGAUGCCAUUGCUUCAGAGUCACCAUCCCUCUGAACCGUUCUUUGGGAUUGGCUUGGCGUGUCUGGAAAUGCAAAGGAUCAUUAAUUUCAUACUAGUUUAUACUGUAUCUGUAGGCAUCCUGUAAAUACUUCUAAGAGGAAAUCUAAGCAAGAGGACCUGGCCUUGGAUCCCGAGUCGGGGUGGGGCUCACAGGCCAGGGAGGGGAAUGUCGGAAAGUGCUUGUAUUUUAAACAACCAAAAAGAUUGUAAAGGUGGCUUGCUGCGGGGCUUCCACUGCCAUCUCGGGUGUACGUCUUUGGGGAAGGUGGUGGCAGGGCAUCCGCAGGGUUCCCUGUCCCCUGCUGCUCCUCUGUAGAGAGGACGUGAAAUAUUCUAUGCCUAGUUCUCACCGCAACAUUUCUGAUAUUUGUAAGUGGCUUGCAGAGUGCAGACCACCUCACUAAGCCUACAGGAGAGGUAUUUUACCUUUGGUCCCCCUGAGUCAUGUCUCUAUUACGGUUUACACAAAAGUUCCAGCUGAAGAUGUUUGUUAAAGUCCCACAGCGUGCACUAUUAACUGAACAUCUUUUUAUUCAGCCUCUAUACAGAUCCUUGUUUUGAGCUCUCAGAAGUCCUCAGACCACAUUUUGUAACUGCUACCGUUGCUUUAUACGCCCACCAUAAAAUGGCAUUUAAAAACAAAUAAAGAGAUGUUGCACAGUUUUAAACCAGAAGGUGGCACUUUGUGGCUACUUGCAGUCUUACAGCUAAAGCUGGGAGAGCAUAGAUACAACAAUAAAGGACAGUCACCGUU
Molecule: messenger RNA, 2074 nt
Organism: Tupaia belangeri chinensis (Chinese tree shrew)
Lineage: Eukaryota; Metazoa; Chordata; Mammalia; Scandentia; Tupaiidae
Gene: GORASP2
Product: golgi reassembly stacking protein 2
Exons: 9
Coding region: 142-1314 (390 amino acids)
Biological process (GO): Golgi organization
Cellular component (GO): Golgi apparatus
Molecular function (GO): protein binding
Source: RefSeq, a predicted model, not a curated record